Messenger RNA from Helianthus annuus (common sunflower), 1486 nucleotides. Its product is annotated as probable sodium/metabolite cotransporter BASS2, chloroplastic. The record is from RefSeq and is a predicted model, not a curated record. The coding region runs from base 46 to 1326 and encodes 426 amino acids. Gene Ontology annotation, cellular component: membrane. The transcript has 7 exons. Lineage: Eukaryota; Viridiplantae; Streptophyta; Magnoliopsida; Asterales; Asteraceae.
ACCCUCUACGUCACUAACCCAGUGAGAAUCCACCCCAACAACAUCAUGUCACUCACCUUUUGCCACUCUCCUCAUCUCACUCUCCAAACCCACAAAAACCAUCAUUCAAGAACCCAAAUCCCUCUUUUCAGAUCCAACUUUACACUCAAACCCACACUCAAACUCAUCUUUCAAACCCCUCAAAAACAACUUUCAAGAUCAAGAAUCUCCAUACCCAGAUCAACUCAACAAGAACCACCUUCUGUGACACUAACACCUGCAAAUACCAAAUGGAAAUCUUUGUUGUCCACUUUAGCAAGCUUGUAUCCUGUGUAUGUGACAGUGGGGGGUGUUGUUGCUUGCUUAAAGCCUUCAACUUUUUCAUGGUUUGUCGAAAAAGCUCCCGGUUCUUAUAGCUUUUCACUUGGGUUUAUUAUGCUUGCAAUGGGGAUCACUCUGGAGUUCAAAGAUUUGGUCAAUUUGUUCAUGCAAAGGCCUCUUUCUAUAUUAUUUGGAUGUGCUGCUCAGUACACAAUUAUGCCGGCUCUUGGAUUUGCAAUAAGCAAAAUGUUGGGGCUCUCACAAUCUCUUUCAGUCGGUAUAAUAUUACUUUCUUGUUGUCCUGGAGGUACUGCCUCUAACGUGGCACAUUUGUUUAUAGUGUUACAGGUGACCUUGAUUGCUCAAGGAGAUGUGCCAUUGUCUAUUGUAGUGACGGUAUGUAGCACUCUUGGCGCAGUGCUUCUUACUCCUCUUUUGACAAUGGUCUUAGCGGGAACUUAUGUUCACGUUGAUGCCAUCAAACUUUCAGUCAGCACCUUGCAGGUGGUUGUUGCACCCGUUCUGGUGGGCUCUUAUUUGCAGAGGAUCUUUCCCCGGGCAGUGAAAGCCGCACUGCCUUUUGCGCCACUGUUAACCGUUUUGACCGCAUCGUUACUGGCUUGCAGCGUACUCUCCGAAAAUGUGGGUCUUUUGAAGUCAUCACUGGUUCUCCCAUCUUUAUCAUCAGACGUAUCUCCCCUUGUUUACGCUCAAGCCUUUUUCUCAAGUGAAAUGGGAAUGGUUGUGCUUUCGGUGCUGUUACUUCAUUUUGCAGGUUUCUUUGUCGGGUAUAUAGCUGCAACUCUAGCUGGAUUUAAAGAGCGACAACGCCGAGCCAUAUCCAUUGAGGUUGGAAUGCAGAACUCAUCAUUGGGUGUGGUUUUAGCAGCCUCACAUUUCAGCUCAGCAAUGGUUGCGUUACCUCCAGCGGUUUCGGCUGUGAUAAUGAACAUAAUGGGCAGCAGCUUGGGCUUCUUUUGGAGAUGUGUUCAUCCUUGUGAUUCAAAAGAUAGCUCCAAAGAUUGAUUAUGGUGGCUUUGUGUCAUUUCUAUCAAUUAAGAUUUCUUUGUAGUUUUUUUUUUUGUUUUUGUUUUUGUUUUUGUUUUUGUUUUUGUUUUUAUUAUAACAAAAGUGAAACAUGUUGAAUGAAGACUUUGCUUGUAGUUUAAGGUUAAGUUUUUGGUUA